Molecule: messenger RNA, 1930 nt
Organism: Plutella xylostella (diamondback moth)
Lineage: Eukaryota; Metazoa; Arthropoda; Insecta; Lepidoptera; Plutellidae
Source: RefSeq, a predicted model, not a curated record
CCUAGGUCACCUACGAAGUCAUCACACUGCGGCAUACGUCUACAAAGUCGCCGCGUGAACUUUGGACCCCGGCCGGCCGCGCCACGUCACGCGCCUAACCAACCUGCCUACGGAGCCGAAACGAUACUGUGAGUCCGUUCCAAUUCCUAUACCUAUCCUAUUUAUAUCAAACCUAAUUAAUCAUUUCAAAAUAGCCCCUAUUUGUCUAGGCUGGAUUGUCUCAUUCAUAUGCCCAGUACAGCUUGUCACCUACUGGCUACUUAAUUAAUUACGCAUAUAAUAUCUAGGUACCUAAUUGAGAUAGCAGCUAACUUGCAUAACACGCAAGCAUAAUUCAUAUAAAGUUAGCGUAGGUCUAUUCUAUGGGCCAGGUAGCCGGGCGGCCGACAUAAUCAAGUUUCUUAUCUAUCCCAUAUCCCCCCGCGCCCCGCAAACCGCAUUCCACUGUAUUAAUUUUGCUUAAGCUGGACGUGUCGUGCGAAUUGCUGUGCAUAAUUUAAUAUUUACAAAUUAACUUACGUGCAACCUAAUUAUUAAAGCUCAUAAAGUACAUUUUUUUACUGCGCAGUGGCUAAACGUGUUUAGAAGUGCUUUGCUUUUAGUGUUCUUCUGCUAUUAUAUAAUAUCUCCUAACUAAUAACAAUGAAUACGGAAAAGGAGCUUAUUAAGAAGCGUGGCGGUGUUAAAGCAAAAUUGACACAGUUUAGCACCUAUCUAAAUAUAGCUAAAAGCAGUGAUAAGCUAAUUGGAGCUCGAGGAGCUAGCGGACGACGCCGAGGAGCGAUACAACGAGCGGAGCCAGCUCGAGGGCCAGUACUACGAGCUGGUGUCGCAGGCGCGCACCCUGCUGGAGGGCCAGCUCGACCCUGCGCACAACCAGUGAAAGCCGUUCACAUAGAGCUGGUUACAGAGCUCACAAAGGAGGCGUUCAUGGCUGCUCUGUCUCGUUUUAUCGCUCGCCGCGGGCGGCCUCAGAAUAUUCACUCCGACCAGGGAACCAGCUUUGUUGGCGCUUCUAACGAAUUACAACGCUUUUUAAGAGAUACCUCUGAUGAUAUCUCUGGCCAACUUGCUGAUGACGGUAUCAAAUUUAACUUCAUCCCACCAUAUACACCUCAUUUCGGAGGAUUGUGGGAGGCAGCUGUCAAAUCAGUAAAAUUCCACUUGAGACGAGUUCUAGGUCUAGCUCACUUGACAUAUGAGGAGAUGUCAACUUGCUUAAGUCAGAUAGAGGCUAUUUUAAACUCUCGUCCCCUAACACCGCUCCCUUCAGAUCCUUCCAAUGACUUCACAGCCCUUACCCCCGCUCACUUCCUCAUUGGACGGUCUCUCAUGUCAGUUCCUCAUCCGCAGGUCACAGAUGCCAACAUAAAGCUGCUGCCAAGAUACCAGCGGGUUGAGCAGAUACGACAACAUUUUUGGAACCGGUUCUCUAACGAGUACUUGUCUUUGCUACAGCAGAAAACCAAAUGGCACCGGUCUUCUCCAGAGCAGUUGAUGGAAGGGACGCUGGUCCUAGUAAAGGACAGAACGAUGCCACCACUACUCUGGCCACUGGGACGCAUCAUCAAGGUCCACCCGGGCACUGAUGGCAUCACAAGGGUCGUCGACGUCCUCACCAAGAAGGGCACCAUACAGCGAGCCUACAACAACAUCUGCCCGCUGCCAACUUCUUGAACACAGCGUUCAACCCGGGGAGCAUGUUCGAGCACCGCGUCAUCAUAAUCAUUCAUAAUAUUCAUUCAUUCAACUAUUUACUUCAUUCCAUUUGUAUCGCAUUGUAUCAUUCAUUCAUUUUGUAUAACUUCACUCAAAACCAUUCAAAAUUCGCUCUCUUACCUUUUGGAUCUCAUACAGAACACAUCUACUUAUCCGAAAUAUUGUAACGCGGCUCUUACUGUGAACCAGAAUAUACCAUCAUAAAAAUACA